AUGAGGCUGUGGCAGCGGGAGCAGGUGUGGGUGUGGCUGGUCGGGCUGGAGGCCAUAGAAACAGCCAUUAAGGCUGUGUGGCCUGGCAGGACCCUAGGUUGGCCUCAGCCUCUUUGGGUGGGGAGCAGGGGUCUGCUUGAAUCUUGUCAUAGACUUUGCUCUGGGUCCCCAGCGCCCAACCUGGAAAGUGCUAAGACCUCGGACCUGGAGGCAGAAUCUCCAGUCUUCAUAGACAGACCUGACUUCUUUGAUUACCCAGAUUCAGACCAAGCCAGGCUCCUGGCCCUGGCCCAAUUUACUGGAGAGAGUCCUGUCAUUUUUGUUGACUCAGGUCACAACUCCAGGUUAUUCCAUCACAUCCUUGUGGGUGCUCUGGCUGUGGCUGCCUUCUUCCUCCUUUUCCAGUUCUGCACACACAUGUAA
Molecule: messenger RNA, 423 nt
Organism: Manis javanica (Malayan pangolin)
Lineage: Eukaryota; Metazoa; Chordata; Mammalia; Pholidota; Manidae
Source: RefSeq, a predicted model, not a curated record